AUGCCGUCAUCAUUCUGCCGAAUUUGCCUCUCCGAUGAUGCUCCACUCAUCACGCCGUGUAAAUGUCGAGGAACGAUUGCCCAUGUACAUAACGAUUGCCUUCUCGAAUGGGUGCAAGUCUCCGGGAGCACGAGAUGCGAACUUUGCCAUGGAGAAUUUGUGAUGAGAUCGGGAGGAAUGAAGAGAAUCGAUCAAUGGCGCCUUCCACGAGUUCAACAAAAUUCUCCAUGCUCACGGGUAAACAAAUGGUUGCUAUUUUUCUAUCCACUCUUUUUCAUUCUUCUAAUUUUCCUCAUAAUGCAAAAAGGGGAAUCAAUUGUCCAAUUGGUUCAACAAUAUCCGCUCCUUUUUGUGAUUAUAAUCGUUUGCGGAUUUCUCUACGCUUUCAGAUAUCUGAGGCAAACGAUGACCCAGUUUUUCCGGGAAAAUCGAUAUUACACAUUUCGGAAUCAAGGAGCGCAAGAUAGCCUUGUACAUCUCGUC
Messenger RNA from Mesorhabditis belari, 483 nucleotides. NCBI's taxonomy places the organism in Eukaryota, Metazoa, Nematoda, Chromadorea, Rhabditida, Rhabditidae. The record is from the annotation of a GenBank genome assembly.